Messenger RNA from Rhopilema esculentum, 1049 nucleotides. RefSeq names its product DNA-directed RNA polymerases I, II, and III subunit RPABC1. Gene Ontology annotation, biological process: transcription by RNA polymerase II; transcription elongation by RNA polymerase I; tRNA transcription by RNA polymerase III. The record is from RefSeq and is a predicted model, not a curated record. Gene Ontology annotation, molecular function: DNA binding. Gene Ontology annotation, cellular component: RNA polymerase I complex; RNA polymerase II, core complex; RNA polymerase III complex. Lineage: Eukaryota; Metazoa; Cnidaria; Scyphozoa; Rhizostomeae; Rhizostomatidae.
UCAUUGAGUCGAGACAGAGUCAACAGCAUUUAGGCCGGCCGGUCAUUGAGAAGAAGCAAGAUCGUAAAGGCUAACUCCGGUGUAGGUUUGAUAGGAAAUAAUCUCAUGAAAAAAUGGAUGAUGAAGCUGAAAUUUACAAGCUAUGGAGGAUAAGAAAAACUGUAAUGCAGAUGUGCCAUGAUAGAGGGUAUUUAGUUACUCAAGAUGAACUGGAUCAAACAAUAGAACAAUUUGUGGACCAUUUUGGAGAUAAGCCAAGUGAGAACAGACCGUCAAGAAGUGACCUGUCCAUUUUAGUGGCACAUAAUGAUGAUCCUACAGAUCAGAUGUUUGUGUUUUUCCCAGAGGAGGAAAAAGUUGGAAUCAAAACAAUUAAGCAAUACUGUACAAGAAUGCAGGAAGAAAAUAUCAACAGAGCAAUAAUUGUUGUGCAACAUGGAAUGACUCCUUCAGCAAAGCAGGCGCUUGUUGAUAUGGCACCAAAAUACAUAUUGGAACAAUUUCUUGAAACAGAGUUGCUUGUAAAUAUCACUGAGCAUGAGCUAGUACCAGAACAUGUUGUUAUGACUCCAGAAGAGAAAGCCGAGUUAUUAGCAAGGUACAAACUGAAAGAGCAUCAACUGCCCAGAAUACAGCAGGGUGAUCCAGUUGCUAGAUACUUUGGUUUAAAACGUGGUCAGGUUGUCAAAAUAAUUCGUCCAAGUGAGACAGCAGGAAGAUAUAUCUCUUAUCGGCUAGUUCAGUAGGAACAGGAACAAAACGUUUCAGCAUUGUCAUUUGCAGAUCUUGCUCUCAACUCAGCCUGAUGAAGAAUUUAAGUCUUAUGGCAAAGUCUAACAAGGAAAAUUCUUUUCUGUGGUUAGAGAGGACAUCAGUCAUCAACACUAUUUGAAACAUUUGGCCCUAGAACAUUUGCUAAACAUAUCAAUAACAAUCAGAGUUGCUUGUACUGACUGGAAACUGCCAUUAAAAAAGGAGUUGAAAGUGUUUAUUAAAAUGUUUUCAAUUUUUUUAAAAAUAGAAAUGGUAAAAAUUUCAAAGUCUAGUUA